This is a messenger RNA of Callorhinchus milii (elephant shark), 3462 nucleotides long. RefSeq names its product uromodulin-like 1 (gene umodl1). Bases 1 to 3462 code for a protein of 1153 amino acids. Lineage: Eukaryota; Metazoa; Chordata; Chondrichthyes; Chimaeriformes; Callorhinchidae. Gene Ontology annotation, molecular function: calcium ion binding; protein binding. The transcript is spliced from 18 exons. The record is from RefSeq and is a predicted model, not a curated record. Gene Ontology annotation, cellular component: cell surface.
AUGAAGGUGAACGUCACCAGGACGGUGACCUAUCAGAAGUCCUUCACCACCUACAACUCCUGUGGGGGUUGGUGCCCAUGGAAGGUCUGCCCGAAGCUGGUCUACAGGACCCUGCAGCGAACGACUGACGUCGAAGUCAUGGAGAGCCGAGUGGACUGUUGCCAAGGCUAUGAGCAGCUUGGACAUCACUGUGUGCUGCUGGCAGAAGGUUACUUCCACCUGCUGAUUGAAAUCAAGCAAGACGUUAGAGAGAAGGCAGAGCUGGACCUCAUGAACCACCUAAGAUUUCUGCACUCAGUGGUGACCGGUGCCUUGUAUCCCCUGAACGCCUCCGUGUACCACAUUGAGACACAAUGGGACAGCACGCACAAGACACGCUCCAGGCUCCUGCUGGGCACCCGACCUCCCGUUUCGCUGACCAACGUGACCAAGAACCUCCAGAAGCUUCUGAUAACUGUGGCCGAAGUUUGCCAGUUGGAGGCCGAAGACGUCAACGAAUGUGACGAAGUGGCCCUGAACUCGUGCUCGGGGGGAGCGAGGUGUGUGAACACAGACGGUUCUCACAACUGCACGUGCCAGGAGGGUUUCACAGUCAGGCAGCCUUCCAGCAGAGGCAGGGAAUGCACAGAUGUAAGCACAACAGUCCCGCCUUCUAAGACAACACGAUCUAGCAAGGAUGGGAUUACCUCAGCCCUCAUUGAAUUGAAAAGGUCUCCAGCUUUUGCUCCACCUGAACAAGGCUGCACUCCAUCCCCGGUUGUAAACCUGACAGCGUCCGCUGUCACCAGCAGAGGGUUUCUAGUCACUUGGACGACAGACACCAAGGAAGAGCGAACUUUUACCGUGCGGGUGUCAGCGAGCGGCAGGGCGGUGAGCCAGACACAAACCCCCGAGCUGGAGUGGGCGGUGUCAGGAUUGGAGCCGGGCACGGAGUACACGGUCAGCGUCACCUCCGGAGCGUGCGAGCAGGAGAGCGCGGCCAGAGAACUCAGCGUAACAACAGAAUCUGCAGCCAAUGCUGUUCCCUCCAGCCAGAGAACGUCCAAGAAUGGCCUUGUCUCUACUAUGACCGUCUACUUAAACACGUCCAGAUUUCCACCCGGCUUCCCAUACUUAUACGUGCCUCCAUGCUCUCCGUCCCCGGUUGUAAACCUGACAGCAUCCGCUGUCACCAGCAGAGGGUUUCUAAUCACUUGGACGACAGACACCAGGGAAGAGCAAACCUUUACCGUGCGGGUGUCAGCGAGCGGCAGGGAGGUGAUCCAGACACAAACCCCCGAGCUGGAGUGGGCGGCGUCAGGACUGGAGCCGGGCACGGAGUACACGGUCAGCGUCACCUCUGGAGCGUGCGAGCAGGAGAGCGCGGCCAGAGAGCUCAGCGUGACAACAGAAACCUUCGUGAGUCACCUCACAUCCAUCUCCAGCUCCAGAUUGUCGAGCACUGGCUUUGUUUCCACCAUGACUAUCUACCUGAAUAGCUCCAGGUUCCCAGCUGGCUUUGACUCCGCAUGCUCUCCGUCCCUGGUUGUAAACCUGACAGCGUCCGCUGUCACCAGCAGAGGGUUUCUAGUCACUUGGACGACAGACACCAGGGAAGAGCAAACCUUUACCGUGCGGGUGUCAGCGAGCGGCAGGGCGGUGAGCCAGACACAAACCCCCGAGCUGGAGUGGGCGGCGUCAGGACUGGAGCCGGGCACGGAGUACACGGUCAGCGUCACCUCCGGAGCGUGCGAGCAGGAGAGCGCGGCUACAGAAGUGAUCGUAACAACGGAAAUCACAAUGGAGGCUGUAACUGGUGCGUCGGGCCCGAGAAGGUCAAGUCUAGUCUCCACUCUGACCAUCUACCCCAACACUUCCAGGUUCCCCAUCGGCUUCCCAUACACCGAAGAGCCUCCCUGCUCUCCGUCCCUGGUUGUAAACCUGACAGCGUCCGCUGUCACCAGCAGAGGGUUUCUAGUCACUUGGACGACAGACACCAGGGAAGAGCAAACCUUUACCGUGCGGGUGUCAGCGAGCGGCAGGGAGGUGAUCCAGACACAAACCCCCGAGCUGGAGUGGGCGGCGUCAGGACUGGAGCCGGGCACGGAGUACACGGUCAGCGUCACCUCCGGAGCGUGCGAGCAGGAGAGCGCAGCCAGAGAGGUCAGCGUGACAACAGAACCCACUCCAGGUAGCAGCACAGCCAGAGCAUCCAACGCUGAACCUGUCUCUACAAUGACCGUCUACCUGAACAAAUUUGGAUUCCAAGCCACCUUUCCAUAUACAGAGGUGCCUCCGUGCUCUCCAUCCCCGGUUGUAAACCUGACAGCGUCCGCUGUCACCAGCAGAGGGUUUCUAGUCACUUGGACGACAGACACCAGGGAAGAGCGAACUUUUACCGUGCGGGUGUCAGCGAGCAGCAGGGCGGUGAGCCAGACACAAACCCCCGAGCUGGAGUGGGCGGUGUCAGGAUUGGAGCCGGGCACGGAGUACACGGUCAGCGUCACCUCCGGAGCGUGCGAGCAGGAGAGCGCGGCCAGAGAGCUCAGCGUGACAACAGAACCUUCUGCUCCUCCCUCACUGCCGGGCACGAAGACCUCGGCGUCCGAGCCAGCUGCUGCGAAACUGGUCGUGGGAUCGGUGACGGUGACCUGCAAAGCCCACGAGAUUUCGGUCUCGGUGCCGAGAUGGUGGCUGGAGGAGAUGGACAUCCCCGAAUCCUCUCUGUAUCUGGGGGAGCCGCCGUGCAACCACAGCGUCGCUAACCUGACCCACGUGGCCCUCAGAGUGGAAUGGACCGAUUGUGCCACUCGGUUAUCAGACGUAAGCAGCUUUGUUUCAAACAGAAUUUUGACCCUACUUUCUAUCGGGGGCUUUAUCCCUGUGUCGAGGCCAGCUAUCCUCCAGAAUGGCACCCACACAGUGGUAAGAACCACACUGCAUAACGCUCCUUCCUCGGACGCCUCAUCUGCUGGCGGUGACCUCCAGGUGCCUGUGAUGUGCAUGUUUGACAACAACCUCUUGUCUGCUAACGACAACCAGAAGAGGAUGAACGUAAUGGAUGUGCACGGUUGGGGGAAUUACGUGACCCACGUUCAGAUCUUCAGUGGGAACCGACCGCUGGCGAAUGAUUCCAUCCUGACAUCGAACAAGGAGUUGGUCGUUCAUCUGUCCACCGAGGCUUCGGACAGCAGGGCCAGGCUGGUCUUGGCAGAGUGCUGGACAUCCCCGGCCAAUGAUUCAGUCAAUGAGGUCACACAUGCUCUGAUUCGAAACAGGUGCCCAGUUCCAGAGACACAGGCGAUGGUACUUGAAAACGGAAACUCCACCUCAGCGAGAUUCAGUCUGAAAAUGUUUUCGGUCGUUCAGAUGCCUUUCUGCUACUUACACUGCAAGGCUCAGAUCUGCUUAGAAACCAACAAUGCCACAUGCAAACCAGUAUGUAUGACGAUGAGAGUUUUUUCUUGUCAGAAGGGUUUCUGA